Molecule: messenger RNA, 6779 nt
Organism: Indicator indicator
Lineage: Eukaryota; Metazoa; Chordata; Aves; Piciformes; Indicatoridae
Gene: SUSD6
Product: sushi domain containing 6
Exons: 8
Coding region: 192-1127 (311 amino acids)
Source: RefSeq, a predicted model, not a curated record
CUCCGACCUCGCCCUGCGAUCUGCCGCCGAGCCGCCCGGUGUGUGGAUCAGCCUAUCUUCACUGAAUCAUUGCUUUAAUCACACUAACUUGACAACCAGUGUAUGCCAGCGUGUCAGCACCAAACUGAGGUGCUCUUGAUCAAGCAGAUCUUUCGAGGAUUUCUUUAAAAAGAAACUUUGGUGGUUGAAAGAUGUGCCAUGGAAUGGUAGCGCCGAAGAGCAACACAGGAUCGUCUCUUGCCUUGACUAGCCAUGGGUUGUUUCUUCUGCUAGUUAUCUUUGGUACCUUCAUCUUGGAAGCAGAGGCCACAGGUUGGCUCAGCAAAUCCAAAAGACCUGCAUAUUGUCCCCAGCCACCACAGCCUGAGAAUGGAGGCUACAAAUGCCACCCAAGCCCCUGCAACAACCCUCUGACUUCAGGCAGCGUCAUAGAGUACCUGUGCGUAGAAGGCUACAUGCUGAAAGGAGAUUAUAAAUACUUGACCUGCAAGAAUGGAGAGUGGAACCCAGCCAUGGAAGUCAGCUGCAGGCUCAGCCCAGAAAAGGAAUCUCCUCCAACAAUUGGAGUACCCACGCUGUCCAUAGUAGCCUCCACAGCAAGCUCUGUCGCCCUGAUUCUGCUCUUAGUUGUGCUGUUUGUUUUGCUGCAGCCAAAGCUAAAGUCAUUCCAUCAUAGCAGGCGAGACCAAGGCGUGUCUGGAGAUCAGGUCUCUAUCAUGGUGGAUGGUGUCCAGGUGGCAUUGCCUUCCUACGAGGAAGCAGUGUAUGGCAGCGCAGGGAACUGCAUCCCACCCUCGGACUCCCGGGUGCAGAUCGUGCUCUCAGAGGGAGCUGGGCAGAACAGAGCCAGAGAGAUGCAGCAGCAGGACCAAGGGGCUUGCAAUAGCUUCGAAAGAGAAGACGAAGCCCCAGGACAUUCUGGACUAUGUGAAGCCAGUGGCUCUCGGCGCUCUGAAACAGUUCUUGUGCAUCAGGCUGCCACCUCUUCCUGGGUAGCUGGCAUGGCUAGCAGUAGACCUGUACACAAAGAAGUCCAAGAUUCAGAAAGCAGUGACAUACAGAGCCUUUUAUCACUCACUUCCUCCGAGGAAUACACAGAUGAUAUUCCAUUAUUGAAGGAAGCAUGAGGCCUGCUGUGUUUGUCUAGCCUUCUCCCUCUUGGAUUUCUUCCUCCCUCUCUUGCACCUGCCUUCAGGACAGAAGCACUCUGUGCAGCCUUCCCCAUCCUUGCAAGCUGUGCCCUGGAUACCUCCAAGCAGAGAUGCCCUCAGCUGAAGAUCCAAAGGAUGUUGCCAGGUUGCCUCCUGGAUGCACCAGUGGAGUUGGUGCAGCGCUGGCUUCCCCAUUCCAUAAGCAUCAGGGGCUCAAGGAACGGAGUGGAUUUGAGCUCUACUCUCCUCUUCCCCAGCCAGAUGUUUGACAGCAGUCUCAGAAGAGCUGCUCUUUUCUUGUGCCUUUCUCCUCCUCACACCGGCUUGUUGCAGCUUAUCAGCCUUUCCAGCCCUUCUGCUGCCUGGAGAGCAGGGGCUAAAGCUCCUUGCUCACUGGCUGCAGACACAGUUUAUAUAUAGUGCAUAUGUUACAUAGGCUCUUCUUCCAGCGUCCUCUGUCACAGGGCAAGACAAAAUGCAUCACUGGGACUGAAGCUGGGCUUGGGAGGGAUCCCAGUGAAGGGGCAGCUUGUGAUGUCUAGAAGCACCUCAGAUGAGAUGGACUGUGACAGCUUAGCUGUGCAAUAACAGUUCAUUGAGAAUUGCUAGAGUGCUGAAGGCUGAGAGUCCAAUGUGUAAACCAUCUGCAGGAGUCCAUUCCUGAAAAUCACCACCACCUUCUCCUUCCUUCUCUACCCAUGCAGCCCACUUAAUUAUGCUGUGUUUCUAGAAGCUAGGGCUGGGACUGUGCUGCCAAUAAAACAAUCCUUUUGGCUUUGGUGUGGUGCCAGAGCAGCUCCUGGUAUUGGGUUGUAGAAGAGCCUUGCAGAAUUGCCAGUGGUUAGCAAGGUCCAGAAAGCUUAGAGGAUGUUAACCCAACCCUGUUGGCCCCAUUCACUGAGACAUCAGGACUGGAACCAAAUUUAUGGCCCCUGCCCUCCUGAAUAAGCUCUGUGUCUUGAAGCUCUUUCAGUUAAGGUGGUUCUGCACAAAAUCUUGGGUUCCUUUGGUCAGAUCUCCAGGCAGAAACAACCCUUUUGAGAUGGUAACUAUUCUCUCAGAGGCUUGUGUGUCUUGCCAGCAUCAUACAGCAAGAGUCUGCUGUUUUAUCCUUAUGGGCUUCAUUGGACCCACAGAAGGGCUUUUUCCUUGGGGCUGGGUGUGAGCAGCAUUUAUAAAGUCUCUCAGAAAUACAACACAGUUGCCUGUUUCUGUGAGGCAAGUUUGGCUACAUUGACAGCAGUGCCAGAGGACACCAUAACUUAUUCCUGAACCUAUGUUUUGAAGAUCUUUCAAGUUCUGAUAGCAGGGAAAAGAAAACCCAGAAUUAUGUAUACCUCUGCCCCCUGGCAAAAGUUAUCCCCAGCAGGUCAGAACAUCCUGGUUGCUAUUAAUAGGACUCUGUUUUUGCUGGAAGCCACAUUCAUCUGGGCUAGGUGAUCCAAUCACAAAAGCAUUCUCUACACCGAGGAGGUCUGGACACUGUUCUGUGGGAUUGGUUUCAGCAAGAAGUUGGUUUCUUAGAUGCAUGUACUUUGUCAUAGCUGUCUUGAAGUAACCAGGGAAGUGUUUGCCCUUUAAGAAGCUGCUGAAUUUGAGUUGAAGGAGCAAAAUGUCAUGGCCUUACACAUGGUGUGGUAAUGUGCAGGUAAAUAGGGAUGCUGUCUUCACAGCUUUGCUUUUGGUUUAUGAUCCUCACUGUCCUCAUUGCUCUGGGAACAUACCAUCAUGGCACUUGGUGUAAGUGCCACAACACCUUUAUACAUAAAAUCACUAUGUCUGAGCUCCAGUUCCUGGAAAUGGAGAUUGGCCAUAGUAUCCAGCUACCUACUGCUGCUUCCAUUCCUGAUUAGCUGUUAAGUCCCAGGACAUCUGGGAGAGUGUGUGCCUGGGGAUGGAAGAAUACCAUUUUCCCUAUCCAUGUUUCAGAGGGAUGUUAUUAAUUUAAAAAUGCAGUGCUUUAAACUCCCUUCCCUGUUGCAAAUGAUACCUUGCAUUAACACAAGGAUUUGAUAAAUGCCAUUUGAGUAAUGCUUUGUUCAGUUUGAAUGACGACAGUGCCAUGUUCUUUAGCAGUGGGCUGCAGUGUCUCAGCUUCAAGCACUGUGCAGGGCAAGUGUUGUUUACACAUCUGGUGUUGGAGUUGUAGAAAAUCAGUAUGGGGAGGUUUGUAUUUUGGUUUUUGCUCCUACCUUGGACAUGACCUAAGCUCAAGCACAUUUUCUCAUUCACUGGUUUAUCAGGACAGAUGGAGGAAUUCAGUGACCGUAGUCUUAGGGAGCAUGGAGGGAAGACUACAAGACUUCUUUCCUGCUACCUAACCGAGUUGGAGCAGGAGGAGUUGCUCUUUAUGCAUUUAAGGUCCUGUCUACUCAAACUGACCCUCAGCAGUCAAGGUGUAGAAGCCUUCCUGCAAGAGACAGUGCUUUAACUCAGUGUUAGCACUGGGGUGGUGAGAGAAUCCCCCAACAGAGCUGGAGGCCUAACCUUGCCCUGGUCGAGUGCUUGUUCCACCAGCAGAAUGCAUGUACCAUGUCACUCUGUCUCCUGCCUCUGCUGUUGUAAAGCAAUCAGAUGCCAGUUGGGAAGAGAAAAUUCAGUUUAGGAGAAGAGGUGGAAGCAAGCUGCACAGAAGAGUGCUUUGAUUUUGGUUUUUUUUUUUAUAGAAUUGUGGGAAACAGCUUUAAUCAGAAGUGGGGGGGAAGUGCAGAGGUGGAGGAAAAUAUGCAAGCGUAGAUCUUGUGAUCAGGCAUAACAGGCACCUUCUGUUGGCUUGCUGAGGGUAAAUCAUCAGCUCCCAGGCCAGUUUCUGCUGUGCAGUGCUUGCAGGAAAGCCUGUCCCUUGCAGCAGCACUUGUAGGAGCAGGCCCCAAGGACCCGUGCAAGCCUGAAGAUGGAACAUGGUCUGGGGGCGUCACAUUCGUCUCGCUCACAUCUUCAGCUUUAGAGUUAGUUUCCAUAUAAAAUGAGGUAGAAUGGCUGUGGAGGAACCAGAGAGAUGUUUACUUGGCAAUGUUUUUCAAGGGGGAGGGGGAGCAAAGCCUCACUUGACUGAUUAUCAAGUGAUGGUUAUUCAUUCAUGUUUCUAUUCAUUAUGCAGAGGCUGAAGGAUUGGGAAAUAUUUUUGGCAGAGAUUUAGGAAGAACUAUAAAUUGCACAGUCCUGUAUUUACUGAUGGGAGUGAGGGCUGAGGCUUAAAGAUCCCUGUGUUGCAAGCUCUGCUCAAUCUCAGGAGCAUUCAUUACCUCUGAGUAGAGUUUUCUCUUGUCGUCAUCUAUGGCUCUUGCCAUAGGUAUGUGCAGCCUGGAUCUCAGCGUGGUAGAUGGGGAGGACAGGGGUUCAGCCUUGCAAGAUGUAACAUUGAUUUAUUCUUUUUACCAUUAUUUUUUUUAUGAUGGGGCCACAACUUCUUUGCCUUUUUUCCCCACCUAUGUCUGGCAAAAGAAUUCAAAGGGAGGCUUUUUUUUUUUUGUCUUAUUUAACACUCCCAACAUAAUCAUCUCAUCCUCUUUGUCAUGCUGGAUCCUAUGACAUUCAAGAACAUUAAAAUGAUAUAAUUACAUUGGAAGGAUAAAAUAGCACUUGUUUCAAACAUUUAUGCUAUUUUUUGGAGUCUGAUAGAUUACAAAAACAGGGCAUUUCAAAAAUUUGGUGUAUUAUGUGCAAUAGAAAAAAACCUCCUUGUUCCCUUUCAGUUACAUAGUUUGUUUGUGGGGUUGGUUUUUAUUUUUAUUAUUUGUUUGUCUGGUUUUUGUUUUGGUUGGGUUUGUUUUAAAAAAAUAAAAUGCAACCUACUGCAGUGUUUACAGCCCAGGCACUGCAGAACUGGACCAGCCUGAGGGAGCCAGAAAGUGAAGCUGACAGUAACCCAUGGGGAAGUGAGGCAGUCUCCUGCCAAUCUGCAUCAUGAAGCUCAGCUCAAACAGUAAGCCAACUUGGAUUGUGUUGGAGCCUCCUGCCACCUUGAAGGGGGUCAGCAGUGGUACUGGUGAGAGAGAUGAGUUUGUGUGUUCUGGUUGUAAAUGGCUUGCAGCUCCCCAACAGAAGAGGUAAAAAAUGAAAUCAGGAGAGAUGUGCUGCAACACGUGAGCCUGUGGAGUUGUUGCAGACAUGAAACGGGAGGGAGAAAAGCAUGGGGGAGGGGGGAAGGCGGUUUGUCCUUUUUCCUUGACCACCAGGCAACUUGGUGUGUAGAAGAAUGCUUGUCAGCAAGUGUGCUGCUUGUUUACUUGUUGAAUGUCUUCCCUGAGGUUUCUCUGUGGCCUUUCAGUGUGGAUGUGAUGCUUUUAUUCGACCUUUCAACGCAUGGAGAAGUCAGGUGUGUUAGGAAGAAAUCUGUUCUGGGGAGGAAACAUCCGAAGGUGCUCCCAGAGGUAGAUGACAUGGGCCAGUACUGAAGAGUCAGGGUAAGACAGUAAAAGGCUCAGCCACUGGAAUUAAUCUGGGAUGAUUGGCAACAUUUUUCUGUGCUGCAUUUGCAGCACAAAAAAGGAAACACAAAAUGGGGACUAAGGAAGAGCUGUGACUGAAAACAGGGGUAUGCUGCAGGCUAACAAGGGUGCUGUAAGGGAGCUUGUGCUUUGUUGAGAUGGUUUAGCAGACACCAGCAGGCUUGCUGUAUAAAAAAAAAAAUAUUGGCAUACAACACACUGAGAUGUCCUUGCUGACCUUUUUAGAAUGUGUUUGCAAAACCUGGUUUUACUGUUCUGGUAGCAGUUGUUUUGGGGAAAAAAAAGGGGGGGCAAAAAACUCUUAUUCUAUCCAGAUAACUAAUUAAAUCAGUUUCACUUUCUGGUUUCUGUAAAUAAAUGCAAUAAAUCCCAUCCACUUUGCACAUCCUGUCUCACCCCAUCCUCACCCUUUACCAGGGAGCUGCAGUUUGAACUUGCUCUUUGUGAAAAGCCUUGUUUUGCAGAAGAACUUAAUUAGAAAACAUUUAUUAUCUUUGAAAAUGCAGAGGGGUUUCUUAGAGCAGGCUUCAUUUUAAGACAUAUUUUUAUACAGGAGAUAAGCUUCCCCCCCCCCCCAAUCCUCCAUUCCCUCAUCCCACCCUUCCACACCAGGGCAGAGCACAAUUCCCACACUUCUCUUCAAACUCGACCCUCUGUGUCUGAUGUACCUGCCAGAGUGGGUUCUACUGAUGCUCUGCAUAUACUUUCCAUAAGCUGUGCUUUUGCUUCUGCCCUCGAGUAAGCAAGGACAGAGGCAACUGAGUUGCACUGGAAAAUGUUUUAGUUCUGAUUCUCAAAUUUGCUUCCCUUCAAAAGAAAACAAACGAAGCUGUCUGUGGAGCAGAUGUCCUCUGAUGUGGUGGGUAGGCUGAUGGUAAUUGCUGAUGCAAAUGCAAGGGGAGCUUGAUUGCCUUUGUGCAUUACUCUUUCCUUCUUUCCUGUCUGUUUUCUUUUUUUUAUCUGAAUUGCACCACUAUGGAAUUAUUUGCAGAAUGGUACUCCUUAUAUAUGUGGGAUUUCACAACAGAACCAUAAUUGAUGCUGUGCAGGAUGUCACUCGAUCAGUUUUAUUUUGCUUUAUUUUAUAUAUAUUUUUCAGGUAUCCUGUACAUUGCAGUGGGUGUGAAGAUAGUAUUUUAAUAUUUGUACAAAGUUUAAUUUAAUUGUUCUAUGUAUA